AUGGACAGCUUUCUAAUGGCCAGGCAUGGGGACGAGGCCCACGGCGCAGCGACCGCCGCCGACGCUAUGCCGGGAAUGGACAUGGGAUCCGGCUCGAUGAACAGCAGCAGCAGCAGCAGCGGCGGCAGCAUGAGCAUGAUGAUGAUGAGCAUCUUCCAGAACAGCAUCAAGACUCCUCUGUACACCGAGGCGUGGACCCCGAACAGCGUCGGCACCUACGCCGCAACCUGCAUCUUCCUCAUCUUUCUCGCCGUCUGCAUGCGCGGCAUGGUGGCGCUCAAGUCCAUCCAGGAGAAGCGAUGGCUUGACAAGGACUUCAAGCGUCGCUACAUCAGCGUCAACGGAAAGAUGGGUAUGGCCGGUCAAAUUUCGUCGGAGAGCAUGGCGAAACAGAUGGUGCUCUCGGAGAACGGCGUCGAGGAGAACGUCACUGUCGUCCAGAAGCAGCACGGGAUAUGGAGGCCGUGGAGGUUUUCGGUCGAUCCCAUCCGUGCCCUAAUUGACACCGCUAUUGCUGGGGUCGGAUAUUUACUCAUGUUGGCUGUCAUGACCAUGAACGUUGGUUACCUGCUCUCGGUUUUGGCCGGCGUCUUCCUGGGCAGUCUCGCUCUCGGUCGCUUUGCUACUUUGGGUGAGCACUAG
Colletotrichum graminicola M1.001 is the source of this 642-nucleotide messenger RNA. RefSeq names its product ctr copper transporter. Gene Ontology annotation, biological process: copper ion transmembrane transport; intracellular copper ion homeostasis. The transcript has 2 exons. Gene Ontology annotation, molecular function: copper ion transmembrane transporter activity. Bases 1 to 642 code for a protein of 213 amino acids. The record is from RefSeq and is a predicted model, not a curated record. NCBI's taxonomy places the organism in Eukaryota, Fungi, Ascomycota, Sordariomycetes, Glomerellales, Glomerellaceae. Gene Ontology annotation, cellular component: plasma membrane.